This is a messenger RNA of Caenorhabditis briggsae, 885 nucleotides long. The transcript is spliced from 4 exons. The record is from RefSeq and is a predicted model, not a curated record. NCBI's taxonomy places the organism in Eukaryota, Metazoa, Nematoda, Chromadorea, Rhabditida, Rhabditidae. The coding region runs from base 1 to 885 and encodes 294 amino acids.
AUGUCUAAUUCCUUUCUAUAUCCGAAUACAAUUCAUUUCGAUCAGUCCUAUAUCAAUUAUCGAUUUGAUUGGAGCAACUUCUCCGUUCCUUUGGCUAUUAUCCCAUGGAUUUACAUCAUUCCAAGUUUUUCAGUAAUCUGGAAAAUCUGGAAAAUUUACUGGACAACGAAUCAAAAUAAGACCGCAGAUGUGAAUCGUCAUGUUUUCCUGGCAAUAUCCCUGUCACAGUUUGCAUGCUUUGCCAAUUUUUUCUUUGAUUAUUUCAUGACACGACUUCCGGCAACUGGAAUAUUCACUUCGUAUUGUGCAAGUAUUCAACCGAACCAUUGGUUAAAAAUGAUCAUUUUUCUGGCAUUGUACACGAAUUACUUGUCAUUGGCAUUUCCGAUUCUCCUUCCAUUGAUCAGAUUGGUGAUUGUGAUAUUUUCAAAAACACAUCAAAAGCGCAAUGCCAAAGUGAUUCGAAUCCUUGUCCCCAUCAUUCUCAUCUAUCCAAUAUGCUUCACAUUCUACCUGUUCCCAGCACUUGGAGUUUGCAAAACAUACGAGUAUCCAUAUUCAUUUGGAGCCAUAUGGAUUUAUUAUACUAAUUCGAUGUUUGGGCUUCGAAACUCGUUUUUCAACUUGUGCUCCAUUUUCUUUUGGCUCGUUGUUUCUGUUGUCAUUAAUUUCAUAUUGCUUGUCAAGGUUAUUAAAGCGAAAUCUCAAAUUGUUCAUCACGGAGGAUCCAGUACCUCCUACAAAGCAGAGUUUUCAAUUACCCUUACUACGUUGGCACUUAUUGCUUUUUAUGUGCUGAAUGGAGUUUUUGUGGUAGAAUGGAUUGCAUCCGCCAGAAAACGGAUCAAAUCAUUCGGGUCGAAAAGUCACUUUCACUUUGAAUGA